This is a messenger RNA of Paramecium pentaurelia, 354 nucleotides long. The record is from the annotation of a GenBank genome assembly. Lineage: Eukaryota; Ciliophora; Oligohymenophorea; Peniculida; Parameciidae.
AUGAUUAUUCUUUUUAGUAGUAAAUAAUACAAAUAAAAAUACUUAAGAUUAGCAAUUAAUUUGAAAGUAUUGAAAUAAAACAAUAUUAUUAAAGCAAGCUUAUUUUUAAAUCAUUUCACACUAAUUAUAAAUUAGUUUUCAAUCUUAACAUAUUUUAAAGUAGAAUAUGUGAAAUUCAAUCACAUCCUGAGUGUGCUUCAAAAUUAGACUAAUAUUCAGUAAAACUUAAUUCUAAUAAGUUUAACAUAAGGGAUAAAAAAACUAACAUAAAUGUCAUUUCUUUUUAAUUAAAUCUAAAAAUUAAUCAAUUAAAUUAGGGAUUUUAUAGACUUUAUUUUGAUAAAAUUAAAUUGA